This is a messenger RNA of Botrytis deweyae, 1023 nucleotides long. RefSeq lists its product as uncharacterized. NCBI's taxonomy places the organism in Eukaryota, Fungi, Ascomycota, Leotiomycetes, Helotiales, Sclerotiniaceae. The transcript has a single exon. The coding region runs from base 1 to 1023 and encodes 340 amino acids. The record is from RefSeq and is a predicted model, not a curated record.
AUGGCAAAUUCCCUCGGUAAAUUUCUGCUUCUGAUCUUUGGCUUCGUAGUUGUUGUCAGAAGCACAACACUAUCCCGCUAUCACGAGGAUCCAGCCCCAGGUGGUCUGGCAUUCAAAUACCCUUACCCCGUGCACUUCUACCAUUUCAUCUCGCAACAGCAAAAUCUAACCAUGGCCUACAUGGAUGUUUCUCCCUCCAACACCACAUCCCACGCUGGAACCAUCGUUCUCCUCCACGGCAAAAUGUUCUGUGGCGCAACAUGGAACGCGACCGCUCAUGCUCUCUCCUCCAUCGGCUACCGCGUCGUCAUCCCUGAUCAAAUCGGCUUCUGCAAAUCCUCAAAAACAAUGCACUAUCAAUUUUCCCUGCACCAACUCGCCACCAACACGAAUUUUCUCCUCCAAUCCCUCAACAUCACCUCCGCAAUCAUCAUGGGUCAUUCCAUGGGCGGCAUGAUAUCUGCUCGCUACGCCCUCACCUUCCCCUCGCAAACCCAGCGCCUCAUCCUCGUCGACCCUCUCGGUCUCGAAGACUGGCAGGCCCUAGGAGUCCCCUACCAGCGUCCCGACCUCACCUUCACCACCGAGCUCGCUACUACCUACACCAGCAUCAUGACGUAUCAGAAAUCCACCUACUAUGGUGGGACCUGGGAUCCCGCUUACGACGAAUGGGUCAAUAUGCUUCUGGACGUGUAUACGGGACCGCAGGGACGCACCUUUGCGUGGGAUAUGGCAUUAGUAACGGAUGCGGUUUUUGUGGAGCCGAUCGUGUAUCAGCUGCCGAAUUUGACGAUGAGGAGUUUGCUCGUGGUGGGGAAUUUGGAUAAUACGGCGAUAGGAAAGGCGUGGGCGCCGGCGAGUGUGCAGGCGGUUGUCGGGCAUUAUGAGGUGCUGGGGAAGGAGGUUGCGGCGAGAGUACCAGGGAUGGAUUUGGUGGAGUUUGAGGGGUUGGGACAUAGUCCACAGAUUCAGGAUUUUGAGACGUUUUGGGAGGCGGUGGAGGGGUGGUUGAGGGAGGUGUAG